ACUCAGUUACAAUUUCGGGCCCUUUUCCGUCGUCGUUUUUCUUCCCUUUUUGCUGAGACACCAAUGCAUUUUGUGGAGACAGGAUGUCCGCCUCUUCGUCACCGACCUCCAGCAUAGUCUCUGCUAAUAUCAAGCUAUUCAAUAGCAAGUCGCAGAAUGAGACGCCGGCGUCUUAUCGCACCACCAAGGCCGUUAAACCUCCUUUACCGCCCAAACCGCUAAAGACAAGCACCUCUACUUCCAGCGAUCUCGCCUCAUCGUAUAAAACUACAAAACACGACUUGCAUGCAUCCCAUUCUUCUCCACCGUUAUCGAGCUCUGUCGCACCUCCAUCCGUUCCGCCACCACCACCUCCUCCUCCUCCACCGCCUCGUCCCACACCAAAGGCUGUAAGAGAAGCCACCCAGCCCAACGACAGAGACGCAGUAUUACCUUCAAAAAGAGAGAAUAUAUUACCAUCGAAACGUCAUGACGAAAAUACCAUCAAAUCGUCCAACAACGGUAUCAUCACCCAUGUUGGCACCACCACUUCCGCUUUGAAAGGCGUCCUCGACAAGAUGGUGGGCAGUGUCAGCGAUUUCUGGACAACCCAAGGCAAUUCCACCACAGCUACAUCCCCGUCUUCUCAAGCAUCGUCGGCUAAAACCAAGAUCUCGUCCCCUUACAACCUUGUCCAUGUCACUCACGUCGGCUUCAAUGCGCAAACAGGUGAAUUCACAGGGCUACCCAGAGAAUGGCAGAUUCUGUUACAGGAGAGCGGGAUUACCAAACGAGAGCAACAGGCGAAUCCACAGGCGGUACUGGACGUGAUUGGAUUUUACAAGGAAGCUCGCGAACAGUCGCAAGAUUUUGUAUGGGAGAAAUUUGGCAACGCGCAUCCUCGACAGAGCAGCGAUAUUACAUGUCAAGCGACACCACCCCCGCUUCCUCAACGUGCUCGACCGCGUCUUGUGGUCGUACCUUCAUCCAACGAUAGCUCUGUCACUGGCAAACCAUCUAUUCCUGCUCGCCCAUCCACAAGACCACCCAAUGGACCGCCUCCACCUUCAUCCAAACAUCCUCCAACUUCAUCUUCUCCUAUCGUGCCAGCACGACCCGCAGCAGCGAAUGCCGUAGAGCCAUCCGAUGAACCUACUCUCAGUGUUGCUGAACGGAAACAACUCUUCCAGCAAAAGUCUCCAGAGAAAUCCGGUCCGCCUCCUAAACCACCUGCCUCAACCAAACCUCACAUGCCACCGAAGCAUACCAAACCUACCAUACAACCAUCCUCUCCUACUACGUCUGCUUCGUUAUCCUCUGCAUCGCCAGCUCCUCCCUCACCUUCUUUCUCAGCCUCUUCCGCUUCCACAGCUCCCGUAGCACCGCCUCGUCCCAAGUUGGCGGCCAAACUGAACCAAGAACCUCGACCUUACUCUCAGGUUCACAUUUCGGCUAUGCCCGCACCUCUCGACCCUGCUUUGGAUGGCGCUUCCACCGAGAUUCGUAUGCGACGACGCGAGCAACGACGUCAACGUGAAGCGGCUCGAGACGCUGAAAUUAUCGCUGAUCUAAAGGCUAUCUGCACAGAUGCCGAUCCCACCAAACUCUACCGUAAUAUGAUCAAGAUCGGGCAGGGUGCAUCGGGCGGUGUUUACACAGCCCAGUCAGUGGAUACCAACAUGUCGGUUGCGAUUAAACAGAUGAAUCUUGCCCAGCAACCAAAGAAGGAAUUGAUUAUCAACGAGAUCCUUGUCAUGCGAGAAGCACGUCAUAAAAAUAUCGUCAACUUUAUCGAUUCCUUCCUGGUGAAUGGUGAACUCUGGGUGGUCAUGGAAUAUAUGGAAGGCGGGUCCUUGACGGACGUCGUCAUUACCAAUAUGAUGACCGAAGCGCAAAUUGCUACGGUCUGUCGAGAGACUCUGGAAGGCAUCCGGCAUCUUCAUCAUCUGGGGAUUAUUCAUCGCGAUAUUAAAUCGGACAAUGUAUUGCUUGGAUUAAACGGUCAAGUCAAACUUACCGACUUUGGAUUUUGCGCCCGGUUAAGUGACGCCGAACUCCGAACUACAAUGGUUGGUACACCUUACUGGAUGGCACCUGAAGUCGUGACAAGAAAAGAGUAUGGACCAAAGAUCGAUAUAUGGUCGCUCGGUAUCAUGGCCAUUGAAAUGAUCGAAGGAGAGCCGCCGUAUCUGCAUGAAAACCCAUUGCGAGCGCUUUAUCUUAUUGCCACGAAUGGAACCCCUGGUUUACAACAUCCGGAUGUAUUAUCAGACGUCCUACGCGAUUUCCUUAGAGUGUCCCUCACAGUGGAUAGUCGUGCAAGACCAACCGCAGAGGAACUAUUGCAGCAUCCAUUCCUAAAGAAAGCCGAACCCAUGCGAUCACUAGCCCCGCUCAUCAAAGCAAGUAGAGAUUUACGAAAAGCCCACGAGUCUUGAUAAUACCCCUCCACUUGUAUAAAAAAAAAAGAUAAACGAACGGAGUUUUCUUUAUUAUUCAUUCCAUUCGAUUAGUUAGUAUAUGAGCAGGACCUUGCGCAUUAUAUAUAUCGAUAAAAGUAAAAUAAUAGAAACAAACAAAAAGUAU
Molecule: messenger RNA, 2565 nt
Organism: Radiomyces spectabilis
Lineage: Eukaryota; Fungi; Mucoromycota; Mucoromycetes; Mucorales; Radiomycetaceae
Product: kinase-like domain-containing protein
Exons: 7
Coding region: 84-2417 (777 amino acids)
Biological process (GO): intracellular signal transduction; regulation of MAPK cascade; protein phosphorylation
Cellular component (GO): cytoplasm
Molecular function (GO): ATP binding; protein serine/threonine kinase activity
Source: RefSeq, a predicted model, not a curated record